CUUUCCCGAAGGUGGCGGGGGAAAGCAGGCAGUACUGGGCAGCGUUGCCAUCUUGGCGACGGCGCAGACGGGAGAGACGCGUUAUCGCGCGGACCGACAACUCCCUUUUCGACACCUGCGUCUGCAUAGGGAUAAAACAAGGAAGAAGGGCUAAGGAGGCAACGAUCUGCACCGGGGAAGAGAAGGAAAGAGGUCAGACGACGAGCGGUGGUACAACGCGUGCUCACUGACGAAGCAGGCUUAUUCGUCGUCGUCGAUUCGUCGGGAGAAGAGCCGGAGCCAUGGUAGGGUAAACGGCACGGUGAACCGCAACGCCUGUAGGCACCGGCGUUUGCUCCCCUACCACGCCGACCUAGCUCCCCAGUCAUCUUAGGCCUCUCCGCCAGCUAUCACCCCGGAACGACUGUACGAAAACACAAGGGGGAGAUAAGGGAAGGAAAUACGGCAACGCUCAUUUACGGUGACCGCUGGAGGAGAAAGGAGACCGAACACACAACCGCACACCACAGCUUUCGCCCUUCGGAACGACCCUUUGAAGCUUCGCUCGCACUGACCCACCGCUGCACCGCUUCGCAUCCGUUGUGCUGCAGCAGUGCCCGUUCCCGAAGUUUUCGACGGAAGAGUGAAAUCGGGAACUUGGGGAUACAAGGAGAGUGAAGGGCAAGGACGUCUUUUGGUUACGUCCCACCUAAACCUCUCCCAAGAGGGACGGCGAAGUCUUCGUUUCCAGCUCACCACCAACUGCUCCACCAACUUCGAGUGUGUGCUGGAGGGACUAUUUUUUGCGUUCUUUCGUUCGCCGCAUCUUCUGAAUCGCUCAGUUUCCAUCGGUGCAAAAGAAGAGAGAGAGAGAGGGGAAGAGUUGCUUCGUUUCGCAAAAACCCCUCCUUUCCUUCACCGAAAGAAACCAAAGCACGCGUCGCAUAGACACGACGAGCCAGCACUCCGACGACUAAAACGCAAGACGACAUGGCUCCCCGGGACCAAGCGGCGUCUAUCGACGGGCUGCUGAUGCGGCUACGCAAGGCAGUCGCGCCCGCCCUGGAGCCCAGAGCCGGUGUCGCUGCCGCACCGCCUGCCGCCGGUGCCCCAGCUGCGCCGGCCGCACAGCAACCGGCGGCGCCCGAACCUGCCGCACCCGCAGCGCCAGCUCCGGCAGCUCCGGCGGCUGCUCCCGCCCCGCCACCCUCGCCACAGCCCGCAGCAGCCGGUGUCGGAGCGGCUGCCGCCGGCGCCGCCGCCGCCGCUGCCGCACCGUCGGGUGGUGCGCCGGCGGCGGCACCUGCCGCACCCGCCGCACCGGCUGCACCGGCUGCACCGGCCGCACCGGCCGCACCAGCCGCCGGAGGGGUGGCAGCACCGGCCGGUGCCGCUGCCGCCGCUGGAUCGGCGGCAGCUGCUGGAGCGGCCGCGCCGAACAAUGUGACGUCCGUGGUGGCUGCUGCCCCAGAAGAAGAGGUCUUAGAGGAGAUGCUGCACAAAGCCUCCGACCUGACGCACAUUCCUCCAUGGGGCAUCGUGAUGAUCCUGAUCGCAGUGGCGCUGCUGCUGCUCUGCAUUUGCUUCUGCUGCCUGCGGCGCUGGUGCCGCCGGCGCAAGAAGGACGCCAAGAAGGGACUCAAGGGCGCCGUGGACCUCAAGGGUGUCCAGCUACUGGGCAAUGCCUACAAGGAGAAGGUCCAGCCGGACAUGGAAGAACUACAGGACAACAUGGAGAACAACGAGGGUGACGGUGAGAGCAAAAAGUCCGAGGAGAAGCUAGGCAGGCUUCAGUUCAAGCUGGACUACGACUUCAACACCAGCAACCUUGCCGUGACUGUGAUCCAAGCAGAAGACCUGCCUGGGUUGGACAUGUCCGGCACGUCCGACCCGUACGUCAAGGUUUACCUCCUCCCGGACAAGAAGAAGAAAUACGAGACCAAGGUGCACCGCAAGACCCUCAAUCCUGUCUUCAACGAGACGUUCAACUUCAAGGUCCCAUACGCCGAGAUCACCACCAAGACGCUCGUGUUCGCCAUCUUCGACUUUGACCGCUUUUCCAAGCACGACCAGAUCGGUGAGGUCAAAGUUCCCAUGAAUACCAUUGACCUCGCUCAGACUAUCGAGGAAUGGAGGGACCUGACUGGCGUUGAGGGAGAGCAAGGACAGGAAAACAAGUUGGGUGACAUCUGUUUCUCACUCCGCUACGUUCCCACGGCCGGCAAGCUGACUGUUGUUAUCCUGGAAGCCAAGAACCUUAAGAAGAUGGAUGUUGGAGGACUCUCCGACCCGUACGUGAAAAUUGCACUGAUGAUGAAUGGCAAGAGGCUGAAGAAGAAGAAGACCAGCAUCAAGAAGUGCACCCUGAACCCUUACUACAACGAGUCCUUCACUUUCGAAGUCCCGUUCGAACAAAUACAGAAGGUGCAGUUGGUUGUCACGGUGGUCGACUACGACCGCAUCGGGACGUCGGAACCCAUCGGGAAGGUUGUGCUGGGCUGUAACGCCACGGGCACCGAGCUGCGUCACUGGAUGGACAUGCUGGCCUCGCCACGUCGACCCAUCGCGCAGUGGCACUCGCUCAAGGAGCCCACGGACGGACAGGACAACUGAGCCAACGCAGGCCUCAGAGGUGCAAAGGCAACAUAUUUAAAGGCCACCCUUUCCUCAGCACUUUACGGAGCGACUCUCAGCGUCGCCGGACCGAGGCGUUGGAGAGUCGUUUGCUGUUUUAUUGCACCGUUGUUGAUUGGUUCUCCCCUGCCCCGUGUACCAUUGUUCUUCACAUAUUCCUUCGUACGUGUUUACGUGUGUGUUCCUGUGUUCUUCGAAAGGCAGGCGGGAGACGCUGUACAUAAAAAAUGUUAACGCGGUCAUGAGCAGUCAACGGCCGCAUUUGCUUCGGUUGUCGUCGUUAAGCUGAAUGUCUGGCCCCCUGUAUGACGGGCUUCACAGUCAAAACGCUAUGUGUUCGUUUUAUGUCUGACUCCGCGACGAGCUGUGUUCAUCCUGCUAAUCAAAAAGGAGGGGACAUGUUCUCUUCGAAGACUUUUACGAGGACACCAAAAUUUGACUUAACGUACGUCCUGCAAUAGGGGUGCUUGGCGUUAUGUCAUUGGGUAACAAAUGUUCCCCUCGACUAAAUAUUUUAGACAUUGUGUUGCCUUUUGUUUCUCGAAGCUACUGCGCAACGCAAAAAGAGAGUGUGGUUAUAAAACCACACAUUUCUUGGGCACGUCCUGAGAUUACCUGAUUUUACGUCUGCAGUAAAUGUUGCUGACAGCAUUUUCGUGAAACUCGAAGCGAGUUCGCCGACAGUGUAUGCAAAGUUGUACUACGUGGUAAUGUGUUGUGUUUCUACUGAUGCACGAGUGAAAGCUCUGCUUGCUCUGUUCACGCCAGUUUAUUGAUCUUCAUUGAUUGGCUUUUAUUGAUUCAGGAGCUGAUGCUCCUCAACUAUUUCACGCACUCGAGAACGCUGUUGUGUCUCGCACUGUGUUCUCUUGUAUUUAUGCAUUGGUUUAGCGAGUACAUAUCUCAGCUGUGUUUAUGGCUUCGUUGUCAUUUUCUUCGAUUCAGGCAAUGUAUUCCACAACAUAUGCAUCGAGGGCUGAAUGCGUUCUUUUCUUUAAGCCAACCGAGACGAAUAUGGUUUCUGCCUUCUCGUCAGUUGUACUUCGUCAUGUUCUAUGCAUCCUACGAGCUUUAAAGCACAUGGUUUGAAUUCUCAGUUUUAAGCGAGGGCUAACAAUGCGUGGCGGUGUCUUCGCACUUGAUGGCAGCACAGCUGUGGUGUAAGAGAUGAUCUGCGUGUCGUGAAAGAACGUGAGUUAUGUACGUUUACGCGAUAGGUGAUGCUUCGAUGCGGUGUUCGAAGUUCUUAGUUCUUUCGCUUAGUGACUUUUAUGAAGUGGGUAUUCUUCGUUUUCUGUCUGCGAAGUUACUGAUUCAAGAGCUACCUUUCUGGUGGGGUUUCAAGUCAUUGAAAUUCUUAAGCACUUCAGAUUGGUGCAAACUGAAAAUUCUUCGUUAGGCGCAGCACUCAGUUGACCGUAAUUCUCUCUAGCAGUUUAUUUUGUGAAGGCUGGCAUUUAGUACGCCGGGAUGCUCUGUCAGAGGAUGACACAGCAAAUAUCAGUUAAACAUAACUCCACAGUUGGUGAGGCUAUUCAUGUGUGUUCAUGAAGCUUGGGAACCUUUUAUGACUGGUUGUGUUACUUGUCUCGACCGUUGAUGAAGUACAUGCGGUCAAAAACUGAAACGCCAUUGUUGAAUGUCUCCGCCGCGCCCGUUUCACGUUUUGUUCACCCUUCAGCCUGUUGCUCACGAACGUUAUUUUUUCUUUGAAUAUCGGUCUCUUUUCGUUUCAUAUUCUCCGCGUUUAUGCUCUUGCAACGUGGCUGUUAGGGGCUGCGCUAGAUCUAAGCAUGUAUCAAUUUUUGUAUAUCGAAGUUGACGACGCGCGUUAUCUAUGGUAGUUAAGUCUCGUAGGUAGACAUACGCGCUUCUUAAGAAAAAAAAAACAGAGUGUAUCGUAGAUCAAGUGCUGUGGUGUAUCGUGUGCGAUAGGAUUCGAAGUGUGUGGAGUGUACUUGAAUUCUGGAAUGUCUAUCUCUCGUUUUUCUUUCUGUGGAGACGCACUUGACGUAAGUUAUUCGCACGUGCACCUUAUCUUCUCGGAGAAGCAGUGAAAAAAAAACCGUGAAUGAUUCUUCCAUGCGUGCCAUGUGUCAAGAUAACUGACUCCGCAUCUUCGUAUCGGAGGAGCUUGACUCGUCUUGUGAACGCUGUGAAAAUUUGUUUUUCUUUCAUUUUUCUAGUUGAGGUCACUAACCUAUGGUAGCUACAACGUAGUCACUUAGUUCACUAUGUUGAAUGCAGCGUCUUGAUUUUAGAGUGGUGUGCGGGAGCCGUGUGCUUUUUUUUUUUUUUUUGUAUAAGUGACAUGUCUGUAACACACAGCACAGGAAGCUUUUAGGAGGCGUUCUGUGUUUGCUUUGUACAUUCUGUCUUUCUCAACCCUGCUGUGGUAUUGAGGAGGUGCAUAAUGGUUUGCACAGCUGGGCUGAUGCUGACUUGUCCUUUAAGCACUGUAUUUCAGAGUCUUUUUUUUUUUUUCAAGUCCUUUUAGGCAGUUAUGCGUUUGUUUCCUGCACCAAAAUUGCCGUGUGCGCUGCAAUGACUGUCUUUUUUUAAAUAUUUCAUGACAACUUUUCGCCUUCUGGUGUCGAUGUUCAAUUGGUUUGCCACACUUCUGUCAUUUACUUGAGUUCCAAGGACUUUCACGCAAGGAAAGAAACUGUUAUUUUUAGAUGUUUGUUUCCAAAUGCAGCAACUAAAAUGGGUCGCUUCUUGACAGAUUAGCAUUAUUUCGCAAAUAUUGCCAUUAUUGUACUCUAUAAUUUGGCAGAUCCUCUGUCAAACAACUUGUCGCCCUUUCUUUAUUACAUGAUGUUACACUGAAAGUCAAUUAUGAAUGUUUCUUUCGUUGCAACAAAUUUUCAGUACAUAGCAGUCACUGGUACUUUUUUGUUCCGCCACAGUUGUGCUUGAGCUUAUCUUUUGUCGUCUCUAAAGUUUCGACACCAACACCUUCCCUCCUCGGCAAGUGGGAGUAUUGUACUUUUUUACUCCCUCAUGACACCCUUUCGUGCAAACGGUGUACUUCCGAGCUCUUGAGACUUAGUUUUGAAACCUGCAUUCCUCCCGAAGACAUCGUGUACGCAGUAGCGCGGUGCACAUUUCUAACUUUCGAACGCGUGUGCCUAUUGCAGCGUUAGCAGAGAGAAGUUCUUGAAGGUGAUUCCAUUUUGCUUGACCUUUGACCUUAGCUGUGACUGCGCAGCGCUCUCCCUUUCUCUUACUGUCUGCGACAGGCUGCUGGCGAGAGCAUUGAAAGCUGAUAUCUACGUCACGUGAUGUUUCCGUGUUUCUUGUCCGGCGAGUGAAACCCACCCCUUUUUUCAGCUCCCCCACGCGUUUGCUGUUGCGACGACACUGUGACUCGUGUCGCCUUCUGGCCUCCAUACUAACUAUAAGAAACAAACAUUCCAGCUUCAUAAUGAUCUCACUUAGCCGGAAACGCCUCAUAACGCACGAAUCUUGAGUAAAAAAUGCUCACAGCGCGGCUUCGGGUGUCCCAGUCACUAGACCAAGCGAGUAAGUGUAAUACUGUCGAUAGACCACACUUUUAAUGCUGGGUGUCUACGGCCUCCCCUGGAAUAACUGCGAAAUUGUAUGGCAAAAUCUGACCGACGUGUUCGCUUGCAUGAUAAGUUGUCGGAGAUAAAGAUCAAUUGUUAGCCUUUACACGGUGUUUAGCUUGCAUCUAGGCUACGCAAAUCAAUGUAGACACUCGUUUUUUAUAAAUUAUUUACUUUUGCUUGCUGUGAGCUUUUUUUUUACUAGCUCGUCUAGAAAUCUUGAAAAACGCCAAUCCUUUGCCUCCUUAUUAGUCUUCGAAAUAGUAACAAUCUCACAGGACCUGAUAACCCUUCUCACCUUAAGCAUCAAGCAACCAGUAACAAAUUACGAACUUAUUGCCUUACGUAAACUUGGAAACUGUCAAAUGAUUCUAUGGGCGAAUAUUAGGUAACAUUUACGGAAGUGUCCACUGACAGUCCGAUGACACCUCGUAGGUUUUUGUCAAUAGAAAAGCAACUGCAAUUAUCGUCGAUUUUACUUAAAAAAGUAACCCACAACUGAAAUACAUCUUGAAGAAGUGGCAGUUCGCAAUCUGUUUACGCACACAGAUUUCGAACGAAAUUGGCUGGCUCGGCUUGGCUUUAAAGGGUUCUCCUUAGCCGGCUUUGAGCAUUUCUACUCGGGCAUUCCCUCUUGUGGCUUCUGGGCAGCUGUAGAAUCCUAGCGUCUCCUAGUGCGUUGCUGUUAAACCUGUCAUAUCACUUCACAGAAAUGCAGUCUAACAAUGUUAACACGUCUGUUGGUGUACAUGUUUAUUGGUCUGUUGGCACUCGCGCACCCGGUGCGAUAGCACCAUGUCCUUCGCCUUCGCAUGCACAAAGAAUUGUGUUGCUGAUCCUUGAAGCAAUGUGCGACAGGGACGCCAACUGGACGACCUUUGUUGUGCAUAUUACCUACCCCCUUUACGCUAACAGUUACACACAGACGACCUCGAAUUUUCUAUUGCACGUUAACGAAGCGUAGGCUAUUUUCGCAGCAACUAGUCGCGUUUAUUAUUCAGAAGCGAUAACCACAUUAUGGUUCCUUAUGCCUCUGAGACACCCACGAUCGAAAUUUGACACCUUAUUAUUGUUAUUAGCGUUUCUUUCCGUGGUAUUUGUCUAGGAAAAACGUUACGCCGGUGUCUUUUUUCACUAAUUUGUGCGUUAACGCCCAUGUUUUACACUGCAAAUUCAGAGAACCAACGUUAUGAUAAUUUCUUUCAUGUGAGAAGCAGAUCCGCAGACUUAGCCCGAGCAUUUUAGUUACCUGGUGAUUUCAUAAGGACAACCUAAAAACCAUAAAGGUAGUUUUUCACAUGAACGUGUUUAAAUCAGCAACCAUUUUUAUCUGAGUUAUUGUCCGUGACAUUUCUGUUCCUUAAAAUCUUGAGUCGUCACCAGUUUCCACGGUAGCGAUUCAGCUGUCGCAGUUGAAUGCUGAUAUAAACAUGGAGCUCCUUCACGCUUGGGGCGGUAUAUCACACACUGAACCGCUGGUGCACGUUUGAUAUCUCAAUGUAGUUUAGGAAAGAGCUACACGAUACGCCUCGUAGACAAACUUAAAGAAAGCUGGACAAAUUUGUAGCAUUGGUAUGUGCGCACCUACGCUCAGGUGCCGUAGUUGCGAGCAGACCUAACUCCUGCAGCAGUCAUUCAACUAUCCGCAGUAUUACUCUUGCACAUAGUCGCUGGUUAAACAGUAAAGCAGGCAGCUAAAUCUGCUCUUGAUCUAAAUCAACCAAACACCGAAAUGCGAAUGCCUGCAGCUAUAGAGCUAAAGCAAAAGUUGGCCCUGCUGAGAACAGAACAAGAAUAGCUCUCGAUAUAAGCUUCUUCUCGAUGUAGCCUGUAAAAUACGCACACCAGCUUUCUUCGUCCAGUGUAGUAAUUGCAAAGACAGCACCGUUGUGUGUGGCUCUCGUCAUAAAUGCCUUACGGCAGCAAGUGCAUUUUUAUUACAGUGAAAACAAACACACUUCCUUGACAUUCAUUUAUCUAUGUUUGACAUUCCCGACAGGGACAGAUGCAAGUGUACUGUCUGAUUGAAACUAGGAAGCUUUUGUGUCUCGACUGACCAUCAUGCACUCUGUUAACGCAGGGAGUGUUAACAACUCCUUUUGCGGGGAUUAUCACGUAUUUGAGACCCUCUUUGAAUGUCCUUACACCCGCUGAUGGUGUGAGAAGCAUGCCCCUUGGACAUAACAAAAAACGUCCGGGUACUCUAACGGUGAAAAUGGCGUUCUACGAUUAGGAGAGUGGUCAAAAGGCCCUUUCAAAUUAGAACACAUGGUUAGCCUUGCAAAAGGGACUGUCGUCACAUCUUUUGCUGUAGGAGUGCAAUGAGGUUUUUGGUCCUGGUCUAUGUGAUCCUAACUCGUAUAAUUUAAGAUAUCCCAGGAACACACUAAGAGAAGAAUGAGGCAACAGAACACGACAUAUAGAUUAUGCGAGCCCAUUUGUCGUCUUCUCUUGCGCCAUAUCUUCUAGGUGAACCCAUUACCAAGGCCAAGUUAUGAGAUACUUCGAAAGGCAACCUUGCCACAGACUUAUGUCCUUACGGCAAUGAAAUGGAAGUUCUCAAAGAGAAUUUUUCGUUACGCGACGUUCCAGAUGACCCCAUGUUUUACAGCGACGGUUGUAUGCCCUUGUACUCGUCAAUGGAUUUCGAGGUGUUCUAGUCAUGUACGAGCACAUUCUCUUUCCCUUGAUUUUUUUUUCUUUCUGUGCGAGAUGUAUAUCUUGUAUCAUAGUGGAACGACGCUGUACCGUGCAACGGGUGCCCAUCAUCGCCCGCAGUAUACUUACGUAAACACCUUCUACGCAAAAAAAGACACCCCCUCGACUCAAGCGCCGGACAAAGGGGGACUUGCACCUACGUGUGUCACUGCAUACUUAAUUCUAUAGGGCGGUGUAAAGUUAUGUACAUAAUCGCAUCUUUGUGUCAUAGUGUCUGCGCCAGACUGGUUGACUCUUCGUGAAGGUUGACUCGUUUUGUUAUUGUUUCGUUCUUGGUUUCCAGCUUGUGGUCAAUAAAUCUACUCUGAGAAGGAA
Messenger RNA from Rhipicephalus sanguineus (brown dog tick), 9215 nucleotides. RefSeq names its product synaptotagmin-1. Bases 970 to 2592 code for a protein of 540 amino acids. Gene Ontology annotation, cellular component: dense core granule; axon; synaptic vesicle membrane. Gene Ontology annotation, molecular function: syntaxin binding; calcium ion binding; calcium-dependent phospholipid binding. Gene Ontology annotation, biological process: regulation of dopamine secretion; synaptic vesicle endocytosis; regulation of calcium ion-dependent exocytosis. Lineage: Eukaryota; Metazoa; Arthropoda; Arachnida; Ixodida; Ixodidae. The record is from RefSeq and is a predicted model, not a curated record. The transcript is spliced from 10 exons.